This is a messenger RNA of Radiomyces spectabilis, 3764 nucleotides long. RefSeq names its product CST, telomere maintenance, complex subunit CTC1-domain-containing protein. The coding region runs from base 95 to 3658 and encodes 1187 amino acids. Lineage: Eukaryota; Fungi; Mucoromycota; Mucoromycetes; Mucorales; Radiomycetaceae. The record is from RefSeq and is a predicted model, not a curated record. Gene Ontology annotation, molecular function: telomeric repeat DNA binding; single-stranded DNA binding. Gene Ontology annotation, biological process: positive regulation of DNA replication; telomere maintenance via telomere lengthening. The transcript has a single exon. Gene Ontology annotation, cellular component: CST complex.
UUUUUUUUUUUUUUUUUGGUUCCUGCCCAAUAUUUUUUUUUAAUUUAGUUGGGUUGGAUGUUCCAUGGAUGUGGCUAUGCAGGACUGAAAACCAAUGGAUACAAUAUCGGUGAAAAGCUUACUUGAGCGACGUAAAAGUUGCACGUCCACCACGGCUCAAGUGGAACUCAUGGGGAUUCUACGCGUCAUUUCCGGCGAUUUAGCGGACCAUUUGCCACGCGGCGUGAUUGUCAUGAGCGAUCUCAAUACCGACGAUACCAUUCUUUGCCAAGUCGAUCGUUUCCAUCAUUCCUUGGACGGAUCCGCUCUGUGUUUACGUCGGUGGAAUUUCAUCUAUAGCGACGACAAUGGCGUGGUGAUGCUGGAAUUCCAGCUAAGCGAUGCUUACCGUGUGACCUCGGCCACCCCUGUCGUGGGGGAACUCAUUCGAGCGGACGAGGUGGCGGUGCAAUUUAUCCGUAUUCAACAACUCACUGUACAUACCCCCCAUCAGCUUCAGCACUGUCGUUUACAUAGUCAUGUACAUGUUAUGGGCCGCAUCUUUGCCCAAUCUGUUAUAUAUACCAGCGCGGGACAGCCGGCUGUCUUUUUUAUCGAAAUGAGUGAUGACUCGUUAUUCUCCUGUAUGAUUGUUUUUGAAGGCGAUGAUCUUUUAAAGUAUUACUAUGAUUUUCAAAUUGGCACAUUGUGUUGUUUCAUGAACCUUACCGCCGUCACCGUCUCGGGUCGUCAGCCUACCGAGCGAGGUGCCUUUCGAUUUAAAUCCAUGCGAUCCACCUACCAUCGUAUCACCCAGUCCCAUUACGAUAUGCUGUAUUCCGACCUUGCCGCUUCAUCGCAGAUCGCUUCCACCGAAACAUCCCAUUAUUCGCCGGUCAUACAACGAUCCGUCAUGUCGACCACCAUUCCCCUUUUCAAGGGUACCGUUACCCGAGUGAUUGACCAUCUUUUCGGCAUGUACGAACUCGAUCACCAAUGGAUUCUGUGUCUAUUCCAUCACAUUGGUUAUUCGUCGAUGCGGCCUUACCGUCCUCAAACCAAGUUACGCAUCCACCACGCUCACAUGGUAGCAUUGGAAUCUGAUAUCGGCCAGUCUGUCCUGCUGAAUGAAACCUGGCGUCUUCCACCUUAUGUCAACAACGGCAAACCCUACCGAUUGGCGCUUGUCACUUGCAUGCGCAGCCAUAUUGAAAUCGAGCAAUUUCCUGAUCACUGUGACUGGGUGAAUGAGCACUCUUUGUUGCCUGCGAUAGAAUACGUCAACAAGGGAGACGACGGCAACCUGGAACUCACGGCCGGUGUUUACGUUCAUUGCCUGGAGCAGCGGUUCAACUUUUCUCAGAUGAUGCGACAAUUGGAAGUGUACGCUGCGCUGAUUUACAAGUUUAGACAACAAUUUGAGCAGGCGGAGGUCAGUUUGCUCCUAAAGACAGGCAACGACUUGGCUCAUCAAGUGUUCAAGCGUACGGGAACAAGAACGGCCGGUUUGUUUGGGAGUCUGUUGGGCGAUUUUCUGCAGCAUGGUUAUACGUGUCCUGCGGUGGCGACUUCGGCUAGUACGCACGAGACCCAUCGUAUCUCCCUGGAUGGGUACCCAACCAUGGCUCAACUGGUGAAUCUGCAGCUUGCAAAGGCACCUUCCCGCGACACGUUUUCUUCCUCGGCUGCGACGACCAAAACAAUGACCGUCCCAUUUCUAGAAUCGCACUACAGCUUGGGCGACAAAUCCAAACAUCAGCAUUACGGGAUAUUGGGCGUUAUUACGAGCUUGGCCGACGGACGUCUAUACGUUUCGGACAAUUCUCAUGCAUGGCCACUUGUGGUGCAACUAGAAAAGGGCGACGACGGACCCAUUGUGGGUGAUCUCUACCUCCUCCAGCAAUACCGCAUGAUCUGCGAAGACUUGUCCUAUGUCGCAGAAGAAGGCGACAAAAUCUUGCUGGAUCACACUUACAUUAUCUGUUCUUCGAAACAUCUGACCCACGUGGCUGCCUUGCGACCAAACGUACCAUUGUUUUUCCUGGAAACCAUCGAGUUGACCGAUCAACUGAGUCAUUUUACUGCGGUCACGUUGUCCAAUACGAUGGAGGACCUGUGGUUGUUCUUGGCGACAGGCAUGUACGCGACUGAAACACAGAGUGACGAUCGUGGCAUGGUCUACCUCGAGAAGCGGGUUCAGGCAAUGCGAUACGGUGUAACGGAACGGUGCGAUCCUGCCGAGGUGACGCUGGUGUUUCGAUCACGGAGUGGCAGUCUACAGUAUGUGAGCAACUUGCAAGUGGGAUCAUGGUUCGUUUUAUCCGGUCUUGCCAAUACCGAUACUUUUCGCAUUGAACCUAGCACCUACCGCAAGGCGAAACAAGCUUUGGAAACCCAGCCCAGCAUUUACUUUAUCGACGCCAACCAUCACACAUUUUACCAAGUCAUUCAUCGUCGGGAGAGUUACACCAUUCCGUUAAUACCUCAAUACCGUGCUGAUACAACCAACAAUCCACUGCGUCAUUCAUCCGUAAUCUAUGACGUGAACGACCUCCUGGCCGCCAAUAAACCCGAGGUGUCCAAUGGACCCAAGAUCAGUCUCAUUGAAGUCAAAGGGGGUCUUUACGAAGAACUUGCCAACAUUCAAGGAGUAAUUGUCAACAAGGAGUUCCGAGAAGGACGCACGGUGGAUGAAGUGGUGGAUCAACAUGCCGUAGCAUUGUUUCGAUCUAUCGGUGUCGGCACAGGAAAACCGGGCCGCAUUCUUUUUCUACGUCUUCGUCAAACCGAUGGGCUCAAUAUGUUUGACAUUUAUAUGGAUGUGUCGACGCGGACCUACCCAUCUGGGUUGCUGCCGGGAGCCACCGUCAUUUUCCGCAAUUUGCUUCGCAAAAAGGCCAACAACAUCAUUGGCUGUUACUGUAUUGCCAACAACCUCACAACCGUCACCCUGGGCGCUCCGUCGGAUCGGGCUAAGGGUGUGAUUGCGACAGAUCUUUUGGAACGACGGCAUCUCUGCUCAUUUAUAGAAUCGGAAGAGGAAAAAUCGGCGGACGAAGCCAUCAUUUAUAAAGUGACUAGUUCAGUCAAAUCCAUCCUUACUCUGACGCUUUGUUGGCAGUGUUUGGAUUGCGGAAACACGAUCAGUCGUAAUACCUGCUACGGAGAAUGUCGAAACGCGCGACGUGUGUUUGUUGCCGAUGCGAUUGUACUGGUGACGGACGGCACGGCCGAUGGACUUGCAUUUAUCGACGGAGAAAAACUCGUCCUCAAGUUGCUGAUGCUGACGGAGCAGCAAAUGGAUGAUUUAAAGACGGCGAUAUUGCAGCACGGCAUGGCGCAUUUCGGCGCAUGGACCAACAACAGUGGCGGAGUGGACUCAUGGGAGGAAAUUCUUCCGGGGAUAACCCUGGCUAGCUUGGGUGCACAUGUGCAGAAUAACGGACGAUACCAAUUGUUUGUUCGUCGAAUAGAGAAAAAGUCGACUUUCAGAGCGGACGACGAUGACGAUUGCUUCAGCAAACUGCGGCUUCGAAAGAUGCAAUGGAGAGAAGCCGGCCAACCCAUUGAUACCCUCAUCCAUGACCGAAUACGCGUCAAAGUCAUUGAUAUGGAUGUUACUGAACCUUCCAUUGACGCUUGGACACUCGUCGAUCAGUUACAAGCCUUCAUACGUUGAAAAACGAAUAAACUAACCUAUUUCUCAUGGGCUAGGGCCCAUCACUUGUUUGUUAUUAAAUAAGCGCAACGUUUUCUAAAUGUAUUAAACCACUUGUCGUGCGAAC